UUUCCACCUACAGGAGCACAAGAACUGGCUUCACUUCAUUUGACCAGUAACAGGAUGACAGAUCACAACAGGAGCGUUUUCCACCCAACCACGUUUUUCCUUGUUGGAAUCCCAGGUCUGGAAGAGGGCCAUGCCUGGAUCUCCCUGCCUUUCUGCUCCGUCUACCUCGUGGCUUUACUGGGCAACGCCACAAUCCUGCUAGUCAUCAAGACGCAGCAGGCCCUCCGGGAACCCAUGUUCUACUUUCUGGCCAUCCUUUCAACAGUUGACUUGGCCCUUUCAACAACCUCCGUACCCCGCAUGCUGGCUAUCUUCUGGCUGGAUGCUCAUGAGAUUCGCUUUGGAGCUUGUGUGGCCCAGAUGUUCCUGCUCCAUACUUUCACUGGCAUGGAGGCCGAAGUCUUACUGGCCAUGGCCUUCGACCGCUACGUGGCCAUCUGUGCCCCACUCCGCUACACCACCAUCCUGACACCCCGAGGGCUGGUGGGCAUCAGUUUGUGCAUUGUGGUCCGUCCAGUUCUGCUUACACUUCCCAUGAUCUAUCUCAUCCACCGCCUACCAUUUUGUCAGGCUCACGUAAUACCGCAUUCCUACUGCGAGCACAUGGGCAUCGCCAAACUGUCCUGUGGAAACAUCCGUAUCAACGGUAUCUAUGGGCUUUUCGUUGUUUCCUUCUUUGUCCUGAACCUAGUCCUUGUCGGCAUCUCCUACGUGCACAUUCUCCGUGCGGUCUUCCGCCUCCCCUCCCAAGAAGCUCGGCUGAAGGCCCUAAGCACGUGCGGUUCUCAUGUUGGGGUCAUCUGUGUUUUCUAUAUCCCCUCGGUCUUCUCUUUCCUCACGCACCGAUUUGGACACAACGUACCGCGCUAUAUUCACAUUCUGGUUGCCAACCUCUAUUUGGUGGUCCCACCCUCCCUCAACCCCAUCAUUUAUGGGGUGCGGACCAAACAGAUACGAGAGCCAGUGCUCCGUGUCUUUGUUAAAAAAUAA
Phacochoerus africanus (Common warthog) is the source of this 990-nucleotide messenger RNA. Its product is annotated as olfactory receptor 52J3. Lineage: Eukaryota; Metazoa; Chordata; Mammalia; Artiodactyla; Suidae. The transcript has a single exon. The record is from RefSeq and is a predicted model, not a curated record. Gene Ontology annotation, biological process: G protein-coupled receptor signaling pathway. Gene Ontology annotation, cellular component: membrane. The coding region runs from base 55 to 990 and encodes 311 amino acids. Gene Ontology annotation, molecular function: olfactory receptor activity; G protein-coupled receptor activity.